AUGUCAUCGCGAGUAUUCGACACGGCUGGAGGUGAAUGUGCUGUCAUCUACACUACUUCCAUGUUACUUCACGACUCCGACUGGAAAACGCUGGAAUGGUGCUCGACUCGUCGAUUGGGGAAUAAAUACCCGACCAGAUGGCGGAAGCAGUCAGUCACAGUCGAGACAGUAAACGGCGCGGAAGAUGGAACAAUUGUCCAGUCGACGUAG
This is a messenger RNA of Acanthoscelides obtectus, 210 nucleotides long. The record is from the annotation of a GenBank genome assembly. Lineage: Eukaryota; Metazoa; Arthropoda; Insecta; Coleoptera; Chrysomelidae.